Diaporthe amygdali is the source of this 666-nucleotide messenger RNA. RefSeq names its product glucose oxidase. Gene Ontology annotation, biological process: secondary metabolite biosynthetic process. The record is from RefSeq and is a predicted model, not a curated record. Lineage: Eukaryota; Fungi; Ascomycota; Sordariomycetes; Diaporthales; Diaporthaceae. The coding region runs from base 1 to 666 and encodes 221 amino acids. The transcript is spliced from 2 exons. Gene Ontology annotation, molecular function: flavin adenine dinucleotide binding; oxidoreductase activity, acting on CH-OH group of donors.
AUGCUCUUCUACGGUGGGCUUCUCUUGUUUUGCGCAAGGACAGCAGCAGGGCUACCCGCACAUGCUGCAUCAGCUACCAUUAUCGAGAGGCAGGAUGAUUUGCUGGACGAGUACGAUUACAUUAUUGCAGGAGGCGGCACGGCAGGUCUCACAGUGGCAGAUCGUUUGACGGAAAGCGGCAAUUAUACUGUUCUGGUUAUUGAAUACGGCUAUCUGGACUCAUCUGACUCCAUCGUGGCUGUCACGACACCAGACCAGCAAGUUGCAGGCCCAGAUCAAUACUCCGUGGCUACACGUUGGUACAAUGACACAACGGAGCCACAGGUAGGUCUAGAUGGACGAAGACAUACAAUCAGAGCGGGAUGUGCUGUCGGAGGGAGCUCUGCCAUCAAUUUGAUGUUGCUCGAUCGUGGCUCUGCCGAAGACUACGAUUCCUGGGUGCUGGUCGCCGGUAAUUACAAGAAAGACUACGCUGCUGAAUGGGGCUGGGAAAACAUUCUACCGGCGUUUAGGAAGAGCGUGACGUUUCACCCGCCAACCAAGGAGAUGCGGGAGACGUUUGGCAUCACGUACGACGUGGAGGCGGCGUACCAGAGGGGCGGCACGCCUCCCAUUCACUCAAGCUAUCGGCCGUUUCAAUGGCCGAUUCAACGCAAGCCACACUAA